Molecule: messenger RNA, 873 nt
Organism: Ostreococcus tauri
Lineage: Eukaryota; Viridiplantae; Chlorophyta; Mamiellophyceae; Mamiellales; Bathycoccaceae
Product: unnamed product
Exons: 1
Coding region: 1-873 (290 amino acids)
Source: RefSeq, a predicted model, not a curated record
AUGAACACAGCGCACGACGCGCGCAAGUUGAAGAUUUUCAGCGCGCACGUCCGCGACCACUUGGAUGGCAGGUUGCCGAGAUUUCAUGAUGUGGCCACACUCGCGCGAUGGGACCAUGAAGAUGAUGGGGAAAGAGACGGCGUUCCGGUGGGAUUGUGGUGGUACAGAUUAGACCGCGAUAUCCGGUUCCAAGAUCGACUGAAGCGUUUGAGAAACUUCGAUGCCGACUCGAAGCAUGCGCUCGAGUAUCUCGAGACAUGUGUAUUUCGCGAAGAUGGCCAUGCAUAUAUGUACACAGCGCACGCCGCGCGCAAGUUGAAGAUUUUCAGCGCGCACGUCCGCGACCACUUGGAUGGCAAGUUGCCGAGAUUUCAUGAUGUGGCCACACUCGCGCGAUGGGACCAUGAAGAUGCUGGGGAAAGAGACGGCGUUCCGGUUGGAUGGUGGUGGUACGAAUUAACCCGCAAUAUCCGGUUCCAAGAUCGGCUGAAGCGUUUGAGAAACUUCGAUGCCGACUCGAAGCAUGCGCUCGAGUAUCUCGAGACAUGUGUAUUUCGCGAAGAUGGCCAUGCAUAUAUGUACACAGCGCACGCCGCGCGCAAGUUGAAGAUUUUCAGCGCGCACGUCCGCGACCACUUGGAUGGCAAGUUGCCGAGAGCGCACGAUGUGGCCACACUCGCGCGAUGGGACCAUGAAGAUGAUGGGGAAAGAGAGGUUCAGGUUGGACAGUUUUGGUACAAAUUAAACCGCUCAACGGACAAAGAGCGACUGAAGCGUUUGAGAAACUUCGAUGAAGACUCGAAGCAUGCGCUCGAGUACCUCGAGACGUGUGAACUAAGAAAAGCCAAGGCACGAGGCCGAAACGCUAAAUAA